AUAAUCAUCUCCAUCAAUCAAGUGAUUGUGUAUUUUGUCCUUAAAAUAUUAUGAACUCAGUUUAUCAGUUCCAUUCUUCCCGGUUUCUUUUUCUUUCUUCAGAGUGAUUCCUCUUCUCAGUAGAUGAUCUGUGCAGUGAGGGGUCUCGGAGCUCCAGCAGCUCUGCGGAGGAUCGGGAUGCUCUUCACGUCCUCCUCCUCUUCUUCUUCUUCUUCUUCCUCCUCCUCCUCCUCCUCACCGACACAGACCCUCUGAACCUCCAGAGAUCCGGACCAGGAACACACCAGGUCCGUUAUCCCGGGAUAGAGACGUUAUCCCGGGAUAGGAUAGAGACGCUGGAUUAUGUGAGAGAAGGGACGGGGGUGUUGUGGUGGGUUUUGUGCGGCUGACCACGAGUUGGGGUUUGUUUACGAAGAAUUCCUCAUAAAAGCGGGAGAAUCUGGAUUAAAAUAUGUCGGAGUUUAGUUUCUUUUGGCUGCAGACAGAAAAACCUGACUGGAGGAUUCAUUUAUUGAACAUUUGGAGAGCCUGAACGCACCAGCUGUUAUCCUUUCAUUCCUUUCCUCACCUGUGCGCUCACCUGUGCGGACACAUGUCUCAGAUCCCUCAUGCCGCUCUGGACCAGCAGCACCAGCAGCACCAGCACCAGUCGGGCCAGUACAACCAGAUCUGCACGCGCAGCAGCAGCGGGUCGUGCCCAGCCCCCGCCGAGGGCACGGAGCCCACCUGCGCCGGCCACAGGAGCCGGACCCCCCGCAGGAAGUGGCAGGUGUUCCCGGGAAGAAACCGGUUCUACUGCAACGGGAGGAUCAUGAUGGCGAGGCAGACCGGGGUCUUCUAUCUGACGCUGGUCCUCAUCCUGCUCACCUGCGGGCUCUUCUUCACCUUCGACUGUCCCUUCCUGGCGUCCAACCUGACCCCGGCCAUCCCCGCAGUGGGCGGCGUCCUUUUCAUCUUCGUGAUGGGGAUGCUCUUCAGGGCGAGUUUCACCGACCCUGGCGUCCUUCCCCGAGCGACGCCGGAUGAGGCCGCCGACUUGGAGAGACAAAUCGACGCGACGGGCUGCUCCAGACCGCCCCCUCGCACCCGAGAGGUUCUGAUCAACGGGCAGACGGUCAAACUGAAAUACUGCUUCACCUGCAAGAUCUUCAGACCGCCGCGAGCGUCGCACUGCAGCCUGUGUGACAACUGUGUGGAGCGUUUCGACCAUCACUGUCCCUGGGUGGGGAACUGCGUCGGCCGGAGGAACUACCGCUUCUUCUACCUGUUCAUCCUCUCGCUCUCCUUCCUCACCAUCUUCAUCUUCGCCUUCGUCAUCACACACGUCAUCCUCAGAUCGAACAGAACAGGUUUCCUGAGCGCGCUCAAAGACAGCCCGGCCAGAUAUCCUUUAAAGGAGGGAAUGACCCACAGACCUAUGACUC
Labrus mixtus (cuckoo wrasse) is the source of this 1424-nucleotide messenger RNA. RefSeq names its product palmitoyltransferase ZDHHC14-like. Gene Ontology annotation, molecular function: protein-cysteine S-palmitoyltransferase activity. The record is from RefSeq and is a predicted model, not a curated record. Gene Ontology annotation, cellular component: endoplasmic reticulum; Golgi apparatus. NCBI's taxonomy places the organism in Eukaryota, Metazoa, Chordata, Actinopteri, Labriformes, Labridae. Gene Ontology annotation, biological process: protein targeting to membrane; peptidyl-L-cysteine S-palmitoylation. The transcript is spliced from 5 exons. The annotation marks the transcript as partial.